AUGGAUUUCAUGAAACGCUUACUCGGUAAAAACACCGAUACCGAAUACAAGUAUUCCGGCGCCAAACUACCGAAAGAACCUCUGACGCCACGCGAAAUUGAGGAGAUGCACCUGAAGCUGCAUCCCGAUACACACAAAUUCAACGCGGCGCAACCGAAAGAACAAGAUUCUGUCCUCGAUCACCAGGACUGGAGUUUGACUUAUAAACAAUCACUAGAAGAACAAUUGUCUUCUCCCUUAGCUGAUGGCUUGCUGCAAAAAGCGCAACCGGAAUCACUUUUGUUUAGCCGACUGCCGCCGGAAGUCCGCAUACAGACCUGGCGUCAUGUAGUGGGUAAUCACAAGGUUCACUUGACUGCUCAUCGUGGUAGAUUGAGGCAAUCUGGGUUCGAGUCGAAUAAUUAUCACUGGAUGCCGCAAAGAGGACUCUUGAAAGUUCCGCUGGUUUGCCGAGCGGCAUACAUGGAGUCCAUUUCAUCUGUCUACUCCGCCAACAUCUUUUGUUUUGGCUUUGGCCAAGCCAGCUCAAAGUCAGCACUCACGUCGCUCAGCACCAUGCUUCCCAAGCAACAUAUUGUUUCCAUGCAACACAUCGAAGUCGGAUGGCACCUAUUUGCAGGCGCGAGUCAGUACUAUGACAGCCAUCCUCAAGCCUGGGACAUUACCCUGGAUGUUCCAGCACCAGAGACUGAAACGCUCUGGAACAAUGUCUGUGCUGAUCUGGUCGAAAUGUCGCAACUUAGGACGUUGCGGAUCGUGGUUUGGCUAUCUGGCGAUGGUAGAGCACAGUUUGUUGAGAAAGAGAGAGACAUGCUUGUACUGCUGGUUGCGAUGAGGCAUUUAGAGCGGUUCGAUGUUCACUUACCUUGGAAGCAAGAUGAUACUGAGCUGUGGAAGGAUGCACCGUUUAGGGUUUCUAGACGUUUCAAGGUUAAGGAGAUGUAUGGUGUGAGUAUUCCGCUACUUGAUGAUGACUUUUACUGGUCAGGUUCAGCCGCCCAACACAGGAUAUAUAGAUGA
Molecule: messenger RNA, 1020 nt
Organism: Fusarium venenatum
Lineage: Eukaryota; Fungi; Ascomycota; Sordariomycetes; Hypocreales; Nectriaceae
Source: RefSeq, a predicted model, not a curated record